This is a messenger RNA of Aspergillus nomiae NRRL 13137, 828 nucleotides long. RefSeq lists its product as uncharacterized. The transcript has a single exon. The record is from RefSeq and is a predicted model, not a curated record. Lineage: Eukaryota; Fungi; Ascomycota; Eurotiomycetes; Eurotiales; Aspergillaceae. Bases 1 to 828 code for a protein of 275 amino acids.
AUGGAUUCCAUAUCAGAGGCCCUGGAAAAGGUACGCCUCGAGAAUCUGCCACCGAAAUCAGAGAAGAUUCAGCUACCAGAAGCUGAGGACGAGGAAAACGAAGAAUAUAUAGAAGACACAGCGCCGUUGGAUCCGUUUCCCUUCUUCGACCUUCCGUCCGAGUUACGUUUGCGCGUAUAUCACAUCCUUCUCUUUACCCCUCGCCGAAAACGAGCGCAUCUGCACACCAAGGGCAGUGUGGGAGCUUCGAAGAAAAAUCCACCACUAUCUCCGACAUCCCACCGUAUCAACCUCUUCCUUGUAUCCCGGCGUGUGCACGAUGAGGCCUCCGACUACUUCUAUACCACUCAGACGUUCCGUCUCUUCCCCUUGCAGGAUUACUCUCGAAUGCCAACAAUCAGUAUGAUACCGCCUAGAUACCGGCCCUCCAUCGCUACUAUCGAAUUAAUCCUGGGCUCCAGCUGGACAGCACCUCCCAGCUCUUGGAAAGUCAACCGCCGCCUUGGUCUGGAAGAAAUGGUUCGUGCUAAGACAUUAAAAGUGUUUAUUGAGGUCGACCCUUCGCAUCCGGUGUUUGAAGGCUUCCGGAUUUCUAAGAACUUCUACACUGAAUUUUCUGGUGGCAUACUUCGCGAUGUUCUCGCCAAAAUGCCAAGCUUAGAAUAUGUGGAGUUUGACGGGUGGCCAUCCGUCCGCAAGAACGGGGCGUUGAUGCAGCGUCUACUUCAUGAAGCCAAAGCAGCCGAAAAGAAGAUUGCUUGGGCCCCGAGCGCGGAUGGACAGACUGUGAUGAGGAAGACAUGGACAUUCCCAUGGUUUACGAGCUGA